Molecule: messenger RNA, 1001 nt
Organism: Biomphalaria glabrata
Lineage: Eukaryota; Metazoa; Mollusca; Gastropoda; Planorbidae
Exons: 5
Coding region: 150-884 (244 amino acids)
Molecular function (GO): oxygen binding; heme binding
Source: RefSeq, a predicted model, not a curated record
AUGUUAUGAACGCGCUAUUAUUCGCAGACGAUAACACCAAAGUGGUCUAAACAUGAUCUAAACGAUAAAUUUAAACCAUAAAUUUACAAACAGGUCAUGUAGUUUCAUAUGCAAAUGUCUUGGACUGGCGUAUCAACCUGUUCUUCAGAAUGGACGAAAUAAGGUGCAUCAGGAGACAUGUUUCGGAGACUGUCGUCUCUCCAUUGUCACUAUCAUACAGCAGUGUCCAAAGAAUCUCAGCAUUAAAAGCCAAAGAGAGGCUGGCGGAACUUAUUAAGAAGCAGAGCAGAAGUAUCGAUAAGCAAGGUAUGUACUGCGUACUUAAUGAUCAAUGCAAAUCUCUAAUUCCUGGCAUCAGCUUGGCUGACAUCAAAGUUAUCACCAACCAAUGGGAGGACGUCUUGCGGUGUAGUGAUUUGUUUGGAAAGUUGCUGGUGUUAUACGUGCUGGACAACUGCCCCAAAGUAAACGCCCUUCAUCCAGGUCUGCACGCCAGGCUGACAGAUGCUAGAGAUAGCGUAGAGAAACAGAUAGGCCUCAGAGUGAUCCAAAGUAUCUCAUGCGUUAUACACAACCUCAACAGAGCCCCAGCGGUAGAGAGUAUGGUCCGAGACACAUUCAAGAAACUUCAACAACAUGGCUACACCAAGAAUACAAUUUUAGAAUGUUCUGAGGCCUUCUUGUCCUUCAUGAACCAGUACUUCAGCAAGAGGUGGCUAAAACAACAUAGCGACGCGUGGUUAAGGGUUCUGAAAGCACUUCUCACCUUGACCUUAACAGAUGGCAAUCGUUUAGAUGUCGCAGCCGUUAAACCAGUUAACCCUUUCCCAUCCAAGAAGAAGGCCAAAGUUGUUAUUAGCAGUCACUUAAAAUCAAGUGGAUAAAUUGUUGAAAUGUUAAUCAAACGCUAUGUCGGUAUAGGAAGUUCAAGUUAAUAGAUGCUUAAAAUGAUUUAAAAAAAAAUUAAAUACAAAAUAAAACCUGCAAUAAUUUUAAAUAUU